Molecule: messenger RNA, 905 nt
Organism: Haplochromis burtoni (Burton's mouthbrooder)
Lineage: Eukaryota; Metazoa; Chordata; Actinopteri; Cichliformes; Cichlidae
Exons: 5
Coding region: 51-848 (265 amino acids)
Source: RefSeq, a predicted model, not a curated record
UUCGUGUUCUCAGUGAUUUCUGCCUUUGUGCAGAGACACACACUUUCAUCAUGUUGCUCUCUGAGACAUCGUUGGUGCUGCUGAUGGUUUGCGGCACUCAGGCUUCACAUUUUUUAGGCACAGUCAUGACCUACUACCCAAAGGACACUUUUGCAGAUGGAUCUGUCACGGUGACCCUUCGGUAUAAGUUGAACUUCCACGACUGCAUAUAUGAUACCACAUGGAGUUGCCUCAGUGGUGAUUGUGGGACUGGAACCUACACACUACAUGUGGUAAAACAGGAGAGCAGUGGAGACUGGUGUCAGAGAGAGGGAAUCAUGACUCGACAGGUUUCCAGCAACGCUCCGUUUGAACUUUGGUUGGGUGGUGGUAACUGGAUAUCAAGCAUCAAUAACAUCAUAUCAUUGAGAGCUGUGACUCGGGUAGAACUGAGGUACCGGUCCGACACCGGCAAAGCCAACACAUCACCUCAGACCACCAUCCUACCAGCUGUGGGAGUUCCUUCAAACUGUCAGAGAGAUUUCAGCCUGUUGAUGUUUGACCCUGAUGGAGACGAAGUUAAAUGCAGAUAUGGAAACUCUGCACUCUCAGAGUGUAACCCCUGCACUCCACCGUCUGUCCUCAGCCUCUCAUCGUCCUCUUGUACUCUGUCAUUCAGCCCCACCAGCAGCAGUAAUGAAGGUUCAUAUGUAGUACAGCUGGUGAUGGAGGACUUCCCCAGACAGACCAUCACUCUGACUCAAACCAACGGGACACAAACAACAAUAACUACCAAUGAUGCCAUCAGCAAAAUACCGAUUCAGUUUGCUUUGAAAGGUACCAAUAUACGUUUCAUUAUCUUACAAUGAAAGCACUAAAGAGCUGCUGCUGAUGAACUUAGUGCUCGGCCUGAUGUACAGAGAUGU